Messenger RNA from Solanum dulcamara, 856 nucleotides. RefSeq names its product 30S ribosomal protein S17, chloroplastic. Bases 87 to 560 code for a protein of 157 amino acids. The record is from RefSeq and is a predicted model, not a curated record. Gene Ontology annotation, molecular function: structural constituent of ribosome. Gene Ontology annotation, biological process: translation. Gene Ontology annotation, cellular component: ribosome. NCBI's taxonomy places the organism in Eukaryota, Viridiplantae, Streptophyta, Magnoliopsida, Solanales, Solanaceae. The transcript is spliced from 2 exons.
CUUUUUUCCUAAAAGAAGAGAAGAGAUAACAAUAAGAAGGGUAUCGUUCCUCUUUCCCUCAUCUCUUUUGUGUUAUCCUCAUCACAAUGUCUGUAACUUCUCCUCUCCUUCAACUUCCUCUCUCCCAAUUCAAAUCCCUCACCAUUUCCACCCCUUUCCUUCAUGGCUCUUCUUCUCUUUCUCGCCUCUCCAAACCCUCUUCCUCUAUCACUUCCCAAAAACCUUCUCCGCCUGCUUUCUUGCCUCCAAUUCGAGCCAUGAGAUCAAUGCAAGGCCGAGUCGUCUGCUCCACUAACGACAAAACCGUUUCUGUUGAAGUUACUCGUCUUGCUCCUCACCCAAAGUACAAACGUAGGGUUAGGAAGAAGAAGAAGUACCAAGCUCAUGACCCAUUGAACCAAUUUCAAGUUGGGGAUUAUGUUCAGCUUGAAAAGAGUCGACCCAUUAGCAAGACCAAGACUUUUGUUGCUGUACCUGUACCUCCGAGGAACCAGCCCAAGUUUAAGGAGGAAGAGAAUCAGGAACUUGGUCUUCCGCUUGAAUCUCUGCAGUCAAGUUAGAGAUUCGGCCAUAUGAAACCUAAGAUGUAAAAUCUGUGACAACUCCCAAUAACACUUGGGAUCAUUUUUAAUUGAGCUGAGUGUCUAUCAGAAACAACCUCUCUACCUCUAAGGUAGUGGUAAGGUUUGCAUACACCCUACCCUCUGGGUAUGUUGUUGUUGUUUCUCCUUGUAAUUGGAAAAUACUAUUCAUAGAUUAGGUUGCCUUUAUCUUGACGGAGAGGCUGCAUUGUAAAAUUGUCUUUGUUUUGCCAAGAAAACUGUGUUAAUGGUAUGCCUUGUGUUUUACUUGAGUA